Molecule: messenger RNA, 625 nt
Organism: Branchiostoma belcheri (Belcher's lancelet)
Lineage: Eukaryota; Metazoa; Chordata; Leptocardii; Amphioxiformes; Branchiostomatidae
Product: toxin MIT1-like
Exons: 2
Coding region: 1-381 (126 amino acids)
Source: RefSeq, a predicted model, not a curated record
AUGUCUGUCCCGUGCGUCGUCUGUCUGAUGGUCCUGAUGACUUUCAGCUUGUCCUCAGCAGUUGUUGUCGUCACAGGGGUGUGUAAGAGUGACUCGGAGUGUAUGGCGGCUAAAGGACAGGGUGCGUGCUGCGCGGCCAUGAGUCCAGACCCGUUGUUCCGCGGAGUUCCCGUCUGUAAGAUGACGGGUCAGGAGAAGGAGCCGUGCCACGUCGCCUCCAACGUGCUGCCCUACCCGCUGCCCAGUCCCCGGGUGUUCUGGCGCUGUCCGUGCGGGCCCGGGCUGCACUGUGUGGCGCCCAGGGGCGGGAAAGUCGGCCGCUGCAAGAGGGAUAGCCAGGCUUUCGGCGCAGGAUUGGACGGAGAGGACCUAGUGGUUUAAAACAUUGGAACGUUCGAACCGUAGAACGCCGUCAUUCGAACGCCAACAUUCGAACGCGUUCGAACGAAUGUCUCAUAAACACAAAGUCCGUUCUUAGAGCGUGUUCGAAUGUUAGUGAAAACGACGCUAUCAUCCCUUUUGUGCAAUGACGCAGUCAGUUUUUUGUGGUCCUUACUACUACUAGCCGUGACAACUCCUGGAGGGCGCCCAAGGGUUUGCUUAUUGUCUUAUCACCCGGUACAAU